Molecule: messenger RNA, 3856 nt
Organism: Paramormyrops kingsleyae
Lineage: Eukaryota; Metazoa; Chordata; Actinopteri; Osteoglossiformes; Mormyridae
Product: glypican-5-like
Biological process (GO): positive regulation of canonical Wnt signaling pathway; regulation of protein localization to membrane; cell migration
Cellular component (GO): plasma membrane; cell surface; extracellular region
Source: RefSeq, a predicted model, not a curated record
CUCAAAAUGUGUAGGUAAGACAUUGUUUUUUAUUUAUUCGAGGGGUCGUUUUAAGACCUAAGCAAACGACAUCUCCCGCCCACUUUCUUGCACGGUUUUUUUCAUUUGCAAAUAAACGUCUUCAUUUCGAUCCUGCUCAGAGAAACGGGCGACCGUGUGGAUCCGUGCCGCCUCUGAUAUUGCAAACGGAUGGCGGUUAACUUGCUGAGCUGAAUAUAACUUUAAACGGCAUACGUGGAGUGUCAGACUAAUUAUAGAGGACGCCAAUAAUCCCAUCCGACACUACAGAGAUCCCUGAGCACUGGCGGCGCAGGAUCAGGAGAGCGAGCAUGCGGCCAGGCGAGCGGUACCAGCCUUGCUGAGCAUUUGGAUCCAGCACCGCAAGGGACUGAAGGCUCCGCUCUUUCCUCCCCCAGAUUUUCAUGCCAUUGAUGGGAUUUUAAUCGUGUCCAAAAGAAGCCGCGUUGGGUCCGAACAAAGUCAAGAAUGCCAAAACCUAACGGGAGCGCAUCUGAGAGAUAUUAACGCUUUCGUUAAAAAUAUACGCCUCGCACAAGUUUGCCAUUCUGAGUGUACAUUUCUCGACUCUGCCCUUCUGGAUUGAAAUGGUGCAAUGUCCCAGGCACGGCUCCUUCGCGUUCACUUCUGGUCCGCUCUGGUGGCCACGGCGUUACUUCUGGUAGCACCUUGCGUAAAAGCGCACAGCUGUCACGAAGUGAAGACCGCCUUUCAGCUGCGCCACAUCGGUCCCCUGAAGUGGGUACCUGAGGCUCCUGGCACAGAUGCUGACUUGCAGAUCUGCAAGCACCAGGGUCCCACCUGCUGCACCCGCAAGAUGGAGGAGAGCUACCAGGCAGCCGUGCGGAGGGAGACCCUGCAGAACAUCCGCUCCUACAGCUUUGAGCUGAAGUACCUGAUCAUGGGCCAUGCCACCAGCUUCCAGGACACCUUCCAGUCAUUGGUCUCCUUUGCCAUGAACCAUACACUGGCGCUCUUCGACACUGCCUACCAGCCACUGGCGCAGGAUGCACGACCCCCGGUGGCAGGCCUCUUCGGCGACCUGGCACUUUUCCUGCAGGGUGGUGCCGUGACAGCAGAGGGCGCUGUGGCCCGCUUCUUUGACGAGCUCUUUCCACCAGUAUACGGGCGGCUGUUGACCCCGGGCUCACCUCCUCCGGUGGCCCAGCGGGCCGAGUGCCUACGUGCCACACGCCGGGACCUGAGCCCAUUUGGGCCGCACCCACAGGCGCUGGCGGCAGAGUUGGAGCGGGCGCUGCGUGCAGGCCGGGCGUUGAGCCGGGCGUUGGCAGCGGGCACAGAGGCCCUGAACGCCACGGAGAGCGCGCCGCUGUCACGGGAGUGCGGCCGCGCCCUGGUGCGCAUGCAGUACUGCCCUCACUGCCGUGGGCUCACGCUUGUGCGGCCCUGCGCCGGCUACUGCCUCAAUGUGAUGCGCGGCUGCCUGGCUGGCCUCUCGGAGCUGGAUGCACCCUGGCGCCGCUACGUCGCUGUCCUCGAGGGCCUCACUGGGGCCCUGGCUGGGGCCCAUGACCUGGAGCUGGCACUGCUGGGCAUCCGUGACCAGGUCAAUGAGGCCAUCUUGUACACGCAGCUGCACGGCCCGCGCAUCAGCGCCACCGUGGAUAAAGUAUGUGGUCAGAACAGCGAGGCGUCUUCAGCAGCAAGCACGUCCCAGCCCCCACCCGCGACUUCCUCAUUACCUCCCCCUAAUCCCAGGCAUGAAGCCCCAUUGGAUCGACUGGCACACCUGAAGAGCUCACUACCUCUGAAACCCUCCAAGAAUGAUAAACCUAGGAGUGUGAAAAAGAUCUCUAGGGAAUUCAUGAGCUACAUCCAGCGCUACAGGACGUUCUUCGCCACGUUGCCGGAGAUGCUGUGUGAGACGGAAAUGGUGGACGAGUUCUGGACCUGCUGGAACGGCGAGGAAGUGGUGGAGAGCUAUUCCGGACGAGUGGUGGGCAGCGGCCUGCAGGCCCAGAAGCUGAACCCAGAGAUCAAGGUGCGCAGCGCAGACCCGGUUCUGCUGGAGCUGAAGGAGAAGCUUGAGCUCUUUAAUCAGGAGAUGGUUGGUGAGGCAACAUUGGUGCGGAGCAGCGGGGUGUGGCUAGAGGCAGGCAGCGGGGUUCCGGACGCCAGCGGCGAGUGUGAUGACGAAGACGGCUGCCAGGGCUCUGGAUUCAAUGCCGCUGCAGAGGACGAGGACGACAUUGACACCUUCCACAGCAAGGGGACGUCCCGCAGGAAGGACCCCCCUCUAGAGAGCCCCCGGCGCCCCCCCACGGUCCGCAUCCCAUCGGGGAAUUCAGAUGCGCCCCACACCAUUGCCCCCACCUCCAUGCUGCUCUUGCUGGCUGCCACCCUCUUCAUGCUGGUGUCACAAAUGCAGUGUCACCUGCUCUGAGGGGGGUGUCCAUAGGAUUCACUCCUGCCACCCCUCCCCCUGCCGCUGUGAGAUGGACUGCAACACCGGAGCUGAGGGCUGGACUGGCCUGAACUGGGGGUAGGGGGAGGGGUCAUCUUUCCUUGCUGCUUUUCCUGGACUCUGUUCUCAUUGGCUGGGACUCCAGGGGGUGUGAUUUGGGGCGGGGGUCAAUGACAGCCAUGUUUGCAAUUUGCUCUCAGGUAGCUGACCGCAUGUGGGGAGGGGGCCACGUCCCCCCCACUCCCAUGCUUUCCUGAAACUCCCCCCCCCCACAACCACAGGCCACAGUUACUCCUUAUAGCCUCAUAGCGCUACAUGCUAAUGUACUUCCCAAAACCACAGUCAGGCUCGCCCUUUACACCCAGAACCUUAGAACCGGGCCCUCCCGCACGACACCAGCACGAACAGAUCAGCGUGGGGUGGGGCCUGAGCCUGGGGAGCGUGUGUCUCACACCUGAUGCUGCACAUGGGGGGACUCAGAUGUGGAUCUGGACCCUUACUAAGCAGCAGCUCUGGAGAGCGCCAUCGCGAGGUGCCUGUGGAUAUGACACCCCCGUCAUUGACUUGCCCCAUGAUUUCCUUAUUAACACUCUUCUAAUUUAGCUCUUUUCUAAAUUACGCUUAUGCAUGAGUAUGGGGAGCAAUGUCUCCGCUUCUAGAACAAUCCACGUCCCGGGCUAGAGUCAGAAAGGCCGAGGAUCUCGGUACAGGGUGAUGGUGUUUAUAUAGCGCCUUGUAUCUGCGCACCUGGUCUCACCCCUUCCUGCCGUAACCUCAAAAUGGCGUUGGUCUUGUUGCCUCAGACGGUGCUCCCCAGGCUCGGGCGUAAUGAGAAGCCCCCCCCCCCAAUCCCCUCGUGCCCCCUCCCUGACCAGCAUGCGACCACAGCACCAAGUACGUGUAUAAAUGUACAUACUCCACACACACCUCCAGUUCUCUCCUGUUUCUUUUUUUAAUGCUUACCGUCUGCGUGGGCUCAACGGCGAGGCUUCCCAAACUCACCUACUGAGUUGCUCCCUCUGAGAAGAAGUGUGUUGAUUGGGGGGGGGGGGGAAUCACAUGACAAGGGGCUGGUGGGGGGGGAGGGGUUAGUAUCACAGCAAGUUCCUAUGAUUCCAUGCUCAUCACAAACUGUCUUCUAAUUGGGCCGAGAAAUUUCACUUAGCGCCCAGAACCAAGGCUGAACCACCAAGGCCUCUGAAAGCGAAAGAUGAAUGGACAUCCAUCCAUCCAUCCAUCCAUGCAUCAGGAUUGGAGCUGCAAGGUGGGCACUGUACCUUUCUGAAAACAGCCAGGAUGAAAUAGCAAGAGGACCGGAUACCGCCUUUGGAGAAAGCGGCUGCGGGUCCGUGUGACUCAGCCAUCAGUUCUUUGUUACUUAGUUUCUCUGAAAACCUGCGAGAUGCCAGUGCC